This is a messenger RNA of Cynara cardunculus var. scolymus (artichoke), 2124 nucleotides long. Its product is annotated as probable methyltransferase PMT13. Gene Ontology annotation, molecular function: methyltransferase activity. The record is from RefSeq and is a predicted model, not a curated record. The transcript is spliced from 7 exons. Gene Ontology annotation, cellular component: endosome; cytoplasm; trans-Golgi network. Lineage: Eukaryota; Viridiplantae; Streptophyta; Magnoliopsida; Asterales; Asteraceae. The coding region runs from base 138 to 1943 and encodes 601 amino acids.
UUCCUCCUCUUUCACACUGACUUCACACACUAAAUCUACUCAAUCCAUUCAUAUAUGAUCAGAUCUUGAUUCUACACUUCUUAAUCUGCAGUUUAUAGUUUUGGGAUUUCUGAUUUCUGUAACAAUCAAUCAUCAUAAUGGGGCAUAUCAAUCUCACUUCACCCAAGCAGCGCAACAAUCCGACACGAAAAUGGCAACUUCUUGACUUCGUAUCCAUGGUCUUCUUCGCCGUCGUCAUCCUCUUUUUCCUCCUCAUAUUUACCCCUCUUGGUGAUUCCCUUGCCGCCUCUGGUAGCCAAGCUCUGAUUCGUUCCGCCACCGCCGAUCCCAAGCAACGCCAACAACUUGUUGCUUUGAUUGAAGCCGGCAAACACCCUGAAAUUGAAUCAUGUUCUGCCGACACUGUGGAUUACAUGCCUUGUGAGGAUCCGACCCGUAACAGUCAGCUUAGUAGGGAGAUGAAUUUUUAUCGGGAGAGGCAUUGUCCGUCUCCAGAUGAGACGCCCUUGUGCUUGAUCCCUCCACCUCAAGGGUAUCAUGUCCCGAUUCAAUGGCCUGAGAGCUUGCAUAAGAUAUGGCACGAAAACAUGCCAUACAAUAAACUCGCCGACAGGAAAGGUCAUCAGGGAUGGAUGAAAAGAGAUGGUCCAUACUUCAUCUUUCCUGGGGGUGGCACUAUGUUUCCAGAUGGAGCCACACAAUAUAUCGCAAAACUUAAACAAUAUAUUCCUAUUUCUGGUGGGCUCCUGAGGACAGCUCUUGAUAUGGGAUGUGGGGUAGCUAGUUUUGGAGGUCACUUGCUAGAUGAAGACAUUUUGACGCUCUCGUUUGCUCCAAGAGAUUCACAUAAAUCACAGAUACAGUUUGCUCUGGAGAGAGGAAUACCGGCAUUUGUUUUGAUGCUUGGCACUCGCCGACUUCCUUUUCCUGCGUCCUCAUUUGACUUGAUGCACUGCUCUCGUUGUUUGAUCCCUUUUACUGCAUAUAAUGCUACAUAUUUUAUGGAAGUUGAUCGAUUACUUCGCCCUGGUGGGUACCUAACAAUCUCCGGCCCCCCAGUACAGUGGCCUAAACAAGAUAAAGAGUGGGCAGAUCUUCAGGCAGUGACUAGAGCAUUGUGCUACGAGUUAAUUGUUGUGGAUGGGAACACUGUCAUCUGGAAAAAGCCUGUUGGUGAUUCAUGUCUGCAGAACCAAAACGAACUUGGGCUUGAACUGUGUGAUGAGUCUGAUGACCCCAGUUCCGCAUGGUAUACGAAAUUGAAAAAAUGUGUGAGCCAGACGUCUGCUAUCAAAGGAGAAAUUGCAGUUGGCACAAUUCCGAAGUGGCCACAGAGACUAAAACAAGCUCCAUCAAGAGCCACCUUGAUAAAAAAUGGAAUUGAUGUCUUUGAAGCAGACACACGGCGUUGGGAAAGGAGGAUUUCUUACUAUAAAAACUUAUUAAACUUGAAGCUGGGGACUCCUGCAGUACGAAAUGUUCUGGAUAUGAAUGCGUUUUUUGGUGGCUUUGCUGCUGCAUUGGUAUCUGAUCCUUUGUGGGUGAUGAAUGUUGUUGCAGACCACAAGCCUUCAACCUUAGGUGUCAUUUAUGACAGAGGGCUUAUUGGUGUUUAUCAUGAUUGGUGUGAACCUUUCUCAAGUUACCCUCGAACUUAUGACUUCAUUCAUGUGGUUGCAAUUGAAUCCCUCAUAAAGGAUCCAGUUACUGGCAAGAACAGAUGUAAUCUUGUGGAUGUAAUGGUGGAGAUGGACCGAUUAUUGCGGCCCGAAGGAACAGUUGUGGUUCGUGAUUCCCCUGAAUCGAUUGCAAAAAUAGAUCGAAUAUCUGGUUCUGUAAGAUGGAAAUCGACCAUACACGAUAAGGAACCGGAAUCACAAGGAAGGGAGCGGAUCCUAGUGGCUACAAAAACUCAUUGGACAUUAUCGUCAUCGUCCCAUUGACACAAUAGGUACUUCUCUAGAUUCAAUCUUGUUAUGGUAUGUAAGUUAUUCAUAGGGAAAUUCUUGUAUGCAUCAAAUGUGCAAGAUCUCCUUCUUGUUACUUAUUUGGUUUUAUAUUGAAGUAAUAGUGUUAUGUAUGUUAGAACAACAAGGAAGUGUAUGAAAGAUGGCUUAAACACUA